AUGACUGGAACCCCAACGAUUCAAGAAGGAGCUAAAGAUCUUGAAGUAGACAUGAAUAAAACAGAAGUUACUCCCAGGCUGUGGACCACCUGUCGAGAUGGAGAAGUCCUUCUGAGGCUAUCCAAACAUGGACCGGGCCAUGAGACCCCAAUGACCAUCCCUGAAUUUUUUCGAGAGUCAGUCAACCGAUUUGGAACUUAUCCAGCCCUUGCAUCCCUGAACGGCAAAAAGUGGGAAGUUCUGAAUUUCAACCAGUACUACGAGGCUUGUCGGAAGGCUGCAAAAUCCUUGAUCAAGCUGGGCUUGGAGCGUUUCCACGGAGUUGGCAUCCUGGGGUUUAACUCUGUGGAGUGGUUUAUCACUGCUGUUGGUGCCAUCCUAGCCGGGGGUCUCUGUGUUGGUAUUUAUGCCACCAACUCUGCCGAGGCUUGUCAGUAUGUCAUCACUCAUGCCAAAGUGAACAUCUUGCUGGUUGAGAAUGAUCAACAGUUACAGAAAAUCCUUUCGAUUCCACAGAGCAGCCUGGAGCCCCUAAAAGCCAUCAUCCAGUACAGACCGCCAAUGAAGGAGAAGAGCAACUUGUACUCUAUCACGUGGAUGGCAGGAGCAGUGGCAAAGGACUUUAAACUGACAGAAAAGCAUGAGACGGUGGUCAGCUACCUCCCACUCAGCCACAUUGCAGCACAGAUGUUGGACAUCUGGGUACCCAUAAAGAUUGGGGCGCUCACUUACUUUGCUCAAGCAGAUGCUCUCAAGGGCACCUUGGUAAAUACUCUACAGAAGGUAAAACCUACUGUCUUCAUGGGAGUGCCCCAGAUUUGGGAGAAGAUACAUGAGACAGUGAAGAAAAAUAGUGCCAAGUCCACAGGCUUGAAGAAGAAGGUGUUCGUGUGGGCAAGAAACGUUGGCUUCAAGGUCAACUCAAAAAAGAUGUUGGGGAAAUAUAAUACUCCCAUGAGCUACCGCGUGGCUAAGACUCUCGUGUUCAGCAAAGUCAAGACGUCCCUUGGCUUGGAUCACUGUCACUCUUUCAUCAGUGGGGCUGUGCCUCUCAACCAAGAGACUGCCGAGUUCUUUCUAAGCUUGGACAUACCUAUAGGCGAGUUGUAUGGGUUGAGUGAAAGCUCGGGACCCCACACAAUAUCCAACCAGAAUAACUACAGGCUUCUAAGCUGUGGCAAGAUCUUGACUGGGUGCAAGAAUAUGCUGUUCCAGCAGAACAAGGAUGGUAUUGGGGAGAUCUGCCUCUGGGGUAGGCACAUCUUCAUGGGCUACCUGGAAAGUGAGACUGAAACUACAGAGGCCAUCGAUGAUGAAGGCUGGCUACACUCUGGGGAUCUGGGCCAGCUGGACAGUCUGGGAUUCCUCUAUGUCACUGGCCGCAUCAAAGAAAUCCUUAUCACUGCUGGUGGUGAAAACGUGCCCCCCAUUCCCGUUGAGACCUUGGUUAAGAAGAAGAUCCCCAUCAUCAGUAACGCCAUGUUAGUAGGAGAUAAACUGAAGUUUCUGAGCAUGUUGCUGACGCUGAAGUGUGAGAUGAAUCAGAUGAGCGGAGAACCUCUGGACAAGCUGAACUUGGAGGCCAUCAACUUCUGCCGGGGUCUGGGCAGCCAGGCAUCCACCGUGACUGAGAUUGUGAAGCAGCAAGACCCCCUGGUCUACAAGGCCAUCCAGCAAGGCAUCAAUGCCGUGAACCAGGAAGCCAUGAACAAUGCCCAGAAGAUUCAAAAGUGGGUCAUCUUGGAGAAGGACUUUUCCAUCUAUGGUGGAGAGCUAGGUCCAAUGAUGAAACUUAAGAGACAUUUUGUAGCCCAGAAAUACAAAAAACAAAUUCAUCACAUGUACCAUGACUGCUUUGAUGGAGCUGCUGUCAGCUAUUCUGAUGGUAAGAUUCAGUCCACUGGGGGUCUCCGGACGCCGCUGCCCGCCUGUCCGCAGGCUGAGCUACUUGGACCACGGAGCGCGACGAGGAGGCGCGACUGCGGCUCAGCAAGGACUAGGUUCAACGAGACACUCCUCACCGUGCACGACAUGGUCGCAAGCACGGCCACCAAGUACGCCAACAACAUCGCGCCCAGCUCCAACUACAGAGACAGCUUCCACCUGCUCACCUACAUCGAGUACCACGAGCAGUGUCCUGGCGUCGCCAAGUCUUUCUUCGAAGUCCCGCCAGGCGGCCCGCGCCUGCGCCGCACUGCUUCCGGGCCUUUCUUCCCCGCCCCUCCCCACCUCCUGCGCCUGCGCGCCUUUCCUGCCCCCUGGUACGCCUGCGCACCGCUCCGGCCCACUCGCUUCUGCGCCUGCGCGUCGCUGCAGGGCCUUCCUCCCCCACCCCCACUCCGCCUCCUGCGCCUGCGCGCCACUCCGUCCGUCCUGCGCCUGCGCAGUGUUACUCUCCCGAGAGAGCAAAACACAGAGAUCUGCACUGGGGGCAGGCGGCUUAUCACGAAACACGUGGCAAUCACAAAGUGCCGGGCCCCUUCCUAUGGAAGUGUCCCCAGAGCCCUCGUGGCCCAGCCGCCGGGCAGCUGGGGUGGGGUGGGAGAGCAGCUGGGGAUGCUGCUUUUGGAGCCCGUGCUGCCCGGCACGUCCAUCGGGUGGUCACGGAGCCAGCCCUGGGCCCAGAGCAGCUCUGGAGGACGACGUGAGGCCUUCCGGCCAGAGGAGGCAGUGGGGCCGGGAGAGAAACAGAGCAGGUGGCGAGGAGUCCUGGAGGCUUCCUCGGAAGGUUCUCGGGCCCUUCCCCGAGAGUUCUGGGGAGUUUCCCCAGGACAGCUGGCAUUGGGGGCAGCCUUGGAGGCAGGGGUCCCCACCAAGGAGUGUUCAGGUCUGCUGACAGCAUCAGAGCAGGGACAAGAUUAG
Messenger RNA from Piliocolobus tephrosceles (Ugandan red Colobus), 2862 nucleotides. It is a transcript of the gene ACSBG2, whose product is annotated as acyl-CoA synthetase bubblegum family member 2. Gene Ontology annotation, cellular component: membrane; endoplasmic reticulum. Gene Ontology annotation, molecular function: long-chain fatty acid-CoA ligase activity. The record is from RefSeq and is a predicted model, not a curated record. Bases 1 to 2862 code for a protein of 953 amino acids. The transcript has 16 exons. Lineage: Eukaryota; Metazoa; Chordata; Mammalia; Primates; Cercopithecidae.